Aspergillus fijiensis CBS 313.89 is the source of this 765-nucleotide messenger RNA. RefSeq lists its product as uncharacterized. The transcript has 5 exons. The annotation marks the transcript as partial. Gene Ontology annotation, biological process: regulation of synaptonemal complex assembly; meiotic cell cycle. NCBI's taxonomy places the organism in Eukaryota, Fungi, Ascomycota, Eurotiomycetes, Eurotiales, Aspergillaceae. The record is from RefSeq and is a predicted model, not a curated record.
CCCACCUCUGCACCAGGGAGUUUCAGAGUCUUGGAGACAGCUUAUAAGCUGAUCAAGACUUGUAUAGAACAUGAUUGCGUCGCCAUCAGCUUAAAAAUCAUCGAAGCGGUAGCCAUGCGGCUGGAUGCGCUCGCGCACUUGGAUACAGAUGUCGAUGAAGCGAGACUGCGCCAGUGCAACGUGCAUUACUAUGCGCUUCGGGUCCACUUGGCUUGGAUUCAAGGCAGACCGGACAUUGCAGAUCAUUUGUUUCUGAAACUUCCUGACUUGAACACUGGCGACUGCUGUGCUCUGGAUAUUUGCUUCAAGGUUGGGAGCUCGGCAUUGUCAUGCAGGCAGUACGAUGUGGCGGCGAAGUGGUUGGAAAGGGGGUUGCAGCAAUGCAAGGUGCUCGUUUCCAGUUCCAAAGAAUCUGAUGUAGCUUUGCGGAAUAAGGCGCUUCUGACUCUGCAUGCUUUAGUUCGAGCGAAUAAAUACCUUGAUACGCAUGACUCUCGAGACAAUCUUGCGAGAGCCCUCGAGCAGCUCAAAUCUCUAUAUAGCAAUGUGUUUUCAAUUCGGCUUCUCGAGCUUGAAGUUCUUGCUCGAGGGGACAGAGAUGUGGAACAGUACUUUCAAGGUGAGUUGUGCCACUAUAAUUUAGAGCAGUUACUGAUAUUCAUGGCAGUACUACAAGACGCCUUCAAGGCGGUGGAUGCCUCAGAAAGUAGCUUCAGGAUGUGCGGAUGCCCAGCUCGAAUGACAAGGCAGCUCAGUAACCCUUGA